Molecule: messenger RNA, 1211 nt
Organism: Emiliania huxleyi CCMP1516
Lineage: Eukaryota; Haptophyta; Isochrysidales; Noelaerhabdaceae
Exons: 2
Coding region: 1-1089 (362 amino acids)
Cellular component (GO): membrane
Molecular function (GO): ABC-type transporter activity; ATP hydrolysis activity; ATP binding
Source: RefSeq, a predicted model, not a curated record
AUGGCCGAGUCUUCGAACGUCCGCCACACGGGCUCGAGCGUGUGCUGGAGCGGCGUCAAGGUGACCGCGGGCUCCAAGAAGAACCCAAAGCCGAUCCUGAAAGGCGCGGGCGGCGAGGGUUUGAGUGGCUACGUCGAGGGUGGAAAGUUUUGCGCCAUCAUGGGGCCGAGCGGAGCUGGGAAGACCACGCUCCUCAACGCGCUCGCCGGCCGCCGACUGCCAAACUUUGAGGGCACGGUCCUCGUCGACGGCAAGGAGCCCGAUCGGCGCAGGAUCGCGUUUGUCAUGCAAGAGGACGUGCUCUGCCCGACGCAAACGCCGCGCGAGGCGCUGAUGUUCUCUGCGGGCUUGCGGCUCCCGGCCACCGUCUCGCUCGCGGAGAAGCGCAAGCUGGCGGGCGAUCGGGAACGCCCCAAUUACCAGGUGAUGACGCACUUUGGAGCAAUCUCGCAGAUCGCGAUCGGUGGCAUGUUCGGCGCGGCGCAGCCGCUGCUGCUCUCCUUCCCGCUCGAGGCGGCGCUCUUCAAGAAGGAGUACGGCGUGGGCACCUACACUGCGACAACCUACUUCGCCGCCAAGACCGCCGUCGAGGUGCCCAAGUCCUUCCUAGUCGCCGCGCUGACGUGGCUCGUCUCGUACUGGCUCAUCGCCCUCGAGGGGCCCAUCAUCCUCUACAUCCUCGCCCUCUGGCUGAUGGGCUUCGCCAUCGCCUCGACGGCGCUGCUGCUCGGCUGCCUCGUCCCCAACGUCGAGGUCGGGCUGCAGGUCUCGCCCGCCGUCCUCGUCCCACAAAUCCUCUUUGCAGGCUUCUUCAUCAAGAGCGAGCAGAUCCCGCCCUUUCUGCGCUGGGCGCAGUACCUCUGCUCGCUGCGCUACGGCAACAACCUCUUCGCCCUCAUCGCCUUUGGGCCGCAGGAGACGGACAGCUGGGACAACUCCACGCGUGCGGAGGCGGAGCUGCUGCUCGAGCUCAACCAGAUCGAGCCCGGCGACUGGUGGGUGAACGUCCUCGUGCUCGCGAGCAUCGGGGUGGCCUUCCGCCUCGUGGCCAUUGCGGCGCUCUCCUGGCGCGCCGCUCGCACCGCGUGAGGCGCGCCGCGCUCCCCCGAGCCGCUCGGCCGAUGUACGAUCUCGGAAUAUGUACGCUGGUUGAGAGAAUGAGAGAGGUGUUCGGUUCGGCAACAGAAGGGAAAGAAACCCUGUCUUAAAAG